GGACGUGCCGACACCUUAGCUCAGUGCAUAUAUACGACUCGGCGCGACGAUUGGUUUCUAUGCCUUGGAUUUAAACACUCAGACUGCACUAAAAGAUGUCUGUACCCCCUUUGGUACUUAAAAAGCCUCCAAGUGGCCGGGUCCGAACUGUUCCAGCAGAACAGCCUCCUCCCGGUGGUCGGCCCAUCAACAGAGGUUCUGGCAAAGAGAAUACUACCAGUCGGGAGUCAAAUCACACAUCUGUCUUCAAUGCAGAAAGAGAAGUGGAGAUUCUCAACCACUGCUUUGAUGAUGUGGAGCGAUUCAUGUUGCGCUUGCAGCAGACGGCUGAGGCUCAGAGUGUUCUCAGUCAAAGGAGGAAGAAGAAAAAAUGCAGAGCACUACUAACCAAAACAGAAACAAAACCAAAUAAAAAAAAAUCAUAUGAUGAUCUGUUGUCUGUGAAAGCUUGCCCUCCAUCAGAGCAGGAAUUUGUGGACCUCUUUCAGAAAAUCAAGUAUUCCCUCAGUCUGCUGGACCGUCUCAAGUCAUCCAUCUCACAGCCAGACGCACCGGAGCUGCUGCAUCACGUCUUUGUGCCUCUUAGACUACUGGUGAGAACCACUGGAGGGCCAGCGCUUGGUGCAUCUGUGGUUAGUCCCUCCAUCACCAGCGGUGCAGUUUCCUUUCUGCUAAAACAUCUGACUGAACAGGAAAAGGAACUCUGGACUUCAUUAGGACCCAACUGGACUUCACCCCGUUCACGCCUCAGUGUGUCUGUCCCUCCAUACUCACCUGUCUUCCUGGAUGGAUGGCAGCCUCAGGCCUAUGACUCUGCUGGCCAGCCUUUGGAAGAUCCUGUUGAGUCUCAGCACAAACAGGAUGCUGUCAGGGAGUCUAGGGCAGCACAAACUCAACAGAGAACAGAGAGCUUUGGUAAAGGCACUGAUGGAGUAGAUGGAAAUGGGGUUCCACCAGAUGGUGCGAUGCUUUACGUUUGCAGUUAUGACUUUGUGGCUAGAAACAGCAGUGAACUCUCUGUGCUACAUGGAGAAACACUAGAGGUAAUUGAAUCAUCAAGGAGAUGGUGGAAGUGUCGGAAUCGCUUUGACCAGAUAGGAUUUCUUCCCUUUAAUAUCCUGGAGCCGCUGUCUGCUCUGAAUAACAGUGGGAGAGAUAUCCCAGUGGUACGCAAUGAGUCAAAGAGGACACCCAUUUCCCCUCAGACAAAGUCCUUCUCAUAUCUUCCCCAAAGCCCAGUUGGGACCAGUCCUACUGCUACAAGCCCAGCAGCGCGAUCACAGAGCAUGGCUUUACGAUCUCCGACAAUGUCAGAGGAUGAAGACCAAGUGCUGAUAAUAAAUGACGAGCUUCUUGAGCGGCUAGCUGGGAAAAGAGGCUCAGGCAACCGCCUGGUGAUCCCUCGCACAACUGACACUUCUGCACCCCUGGACUAUCGCUCGUCACCCGCUGAAGUGAAGGCCUGGCUCACUGUCAAGGGCUUCAGUCAGCAGACAAUUGAGAAUCUGGGUGUUUUAACUGGAGCACAACUAUUUUCCUUGAAAAAGGAGGAUCUCCGCACCGUGUCACCAGAAGACGGUACACGGGUUUACGGCCAGUUAAUGGUUCAGAAGGCCCUUGUCGAGGUUGGACUCACGAAAGUCACAGAACUAGAGAUUGUGAUGCAGAAACAACAGCAGAAGAUUGACCUGCAAUCAGAGAAUGACACAUCAUGACUGAGCUCUCACAUCCACUAAUACUGAUGGCACAUCAAAGAUCAACCACCAUACAUGUCAUAUUGCUGGGUGCAUAGAAAGGUGCUGCAGAUGAUUUCUAUUUUUUAAUUAUACAUGUUGCUUCAUCUCUUCUGUGCUGACAAAAGGUCUUUCAACUACAAAUCACC
Messenger RNA from Monopterus albus (swamp eel), 1882 nucleotides. It is a transcript of the gene eps8l1a, whose product is annotated as EPS8 signaling adaptor L1a. Gene Ontology annotation, biological process: Rho protein signal transduction; regulation of Rho protein signal transduction; positive regulation of ruffle assembly. The transcript is spliced from 15 exons. The coding region runs from base 96 to 1715 and encodes 539 amino acids. Gene Ontology annotation, molecular function: actin binding. NCBI's taxonomy places the organism in Eukaryota, Metazoa, Chordata, Actinopteri, Synbranchiformes, Synbranchidae. Gene Ontology annotation, cellular component: ruffle membrane; vesicle; plasma membrane. The record is from RefSeq and is a predicted model, not a curated record.